UCCUCCUGCUCUGGGCUUCAUCCCCUGCCUCCUCCUACAAUCCUCAGUUUCUUUUAGUGUCCUCAGAAGGAGACGACACGCUUUUUCAAGUCUUGUGGCUGGAGCACUGAUCAGGGCCUCAGGUCUAAGAUCACGCCACACCCAGGGGCCACUGAAUUAUUCAAGAGCCUCUCCAGCUGUCCUUCAUUGCCCUUUAGCCUUCCCGCUCUCCGGAGGUCUGCAGGCUGGCUCCUCACCCCCUACGCUGCUUUCCCGCUCUACGGAGGUCUGCAUCAGCGAUAUACAUCCACCAGGGUGUAUAACAGUAUAAUAGCUCACAUAUACAUAUAUAUUUCACACCUGUGCAUAUAUAUAUUUAUAUGUGUGUCUCUUAUUCACAGGGGGCGUCAUUUACUGGGCACAACUCAGCUGGCUGACUUCUAGUAGACCACACCUGCCUGGAGAAUUGCCCACAGCCAUACCUCUGCUUCGGCUAGGAGUCGAUUCCCCUGCCUCUUAUUAAAAAAAAAAAAAAAAAAAUUUUUUACACUGUUUAUCUGGUUUUUCCUAUUACUCCUACAGUUUCCAAGGAGGAGCAAUAUGGCUAACAAGACAGAUGAGCCCAGGACCUCCAAGUCCUCAGCUCUAACUCACCCGCAGGUCUCCUUUUUAGCCUGCUCAAAUUGUAAAACAAAAUUUUCUUCAGCCUCGCCUGAAUCAUUGUGUGGGGCCUGCAGAAACUCCGAAUUACCUCCUCUACCUCAGGCUAGUACUUCGGACCCAGAUCUCCUUAGGGCUAUUUCCCUCUCACUUGCAGGCAUCCAACAUUUGGCCCGCAUCCCCGAGACCCUAGACAAGGUACUGGAGCACUUAUCCCAACCUUCUCAUUCUCAACACCGCCCAGGGAAAUCUAAACGCCCAGUCCUUUCACCUCCGGACUCCCCCGGAGAACUUCUUUCUCCAUCUGAAGAGGAAGGUCAAGUCCCGUCAGACGAGGACUCCGAUCAGGAAUUCCCUGAUCCUGACAUAGACACUCCCAGAACUCAAGGGGAAGUGGAAGGCCUUAUUCAAGCAGUACUCAACACGCUAAACAUUGAGGAAGAUUCUCCCUCCAUCGAGCCAGCAAAGAACAUCUUUAAGCGUCACAAGAAAAGCUCAUGCCUUUUCCCUGCAUACGAACAGCUCGACGAAAUCAUCAAGUCCCAAUGGAAAAACCCUGAUCACAGAGUGCAACUUUCCAAACGAUUCACCCAGACAUAUCCUUUUCCUAAGGAAUGCAUUGAUCUCUGGUCUUCACCUCCUGCGGUGGAUCCUCCAGUUUCCAGAUUAUCCAGGAAUACCACCAUCCCUGUUGCCGACGCGGCCGCUUUCAAAGAUCCCAUCGACAAGCGCCUUGAGGGUUUCUGCAAGUCCUCCUUCACCGCCUCGGGCUCGGCCUUCUGGCCCAUCUUUGCUAUCGCCUGGGUGGCUAAGGCCAUGGAGGUCUGGGUGGAACAGGCGGCACAGCUCAUAGGAUCAGAAGAUCCAACUACCGACAACAUCCUUUCCAAGAUAGCAGACGCUACUACCUACAUCGGGGAUGCAGCACUCGACGCGGCAAGGAUGGUGGCUCAAGCUUCAGCCCACUCCAUAGCCGCUCGCAGAUAUUUGUGGCUAAAGUCAUGGUCCGCUGACCUAACCUCCAAACGCUCUCUUGUCAGCAUUCCCUUUCAAGGCAAACUCCUCUUCGGGGCCGAACUGGAUAAAAUCAUUUCUCAAGCGACUGGGGGUAAGAGCACGCUACUUCCCCAAACCAGACCCAAGAGACCCCCCUUCAAAAGGAGACCCUUUUUUCGGCCCUUCAGACAAGGACAAAGGUCGAAGACGCAACCUGAUAAGUCCACCUCCAACUUUCGCUCCCGAUUUCAAGGCAAACAAAGACAACCCUGGUCUUCCUCCAAGCCCACCUCCAAGCCUUCACAAGAUAAACCCCACACCGCAUGAAGGUGUGCCCCCUCCCGAAGGGGUUCCCUUAGGAGGCCGACUCAAAUCCUUUCGAGAGGUUUGGCACAACAAAAUUCGGGACCAGUGGGUCCUUCGGGUGGUUUCCCAAGGACUUUUGAUAGACU
This is a messenger RNA of Xenopus laevis (African clawed frog), 2087 nucleotides long. RefSeq lists its product as uncharacterized. NCBI's taxonomy places the organism in Eukaryota, Metazoa, Chordata, Amphibia, Anura, Pipidae. The transcript is spliced from 2 exons. Bases 580 to 1962 code for a protein of 460 amino acids. The record is from RefSeq and is a predicted model, not a curated record.